This is a messenger RNA of Motacilla alba alba, 3092 nucleotides long. RefSeq names its product cell cycle regulator of NHEJ (gene CYREN). Gene Ontology annotation, cellular component: nucleus; cytoplasm. Bases 1729 to 2148 code for a protein of 139 amino acids. Gene Ontology annotation, biological process: negative regulation of double-strand break repair via nonhomologous end joining; double-strand break repair via nonhomologous end joining. The record is from RefSeq and is a predicted model, not a curated record. Lineage: Eukaryota; Metazoa; Chordata; Aves; Passeriformes; Motacillidae. The transcript is spliced from 3 exons.
UCCAGGAACAAAAACAACUGUGUUUGCUUGGAUGUAUUGUGUUACCUUGCCAUGGGUAUCUGCUACCAACCAGAGCAGAAAUCCUGAGUCAGACUUUGAAAUACUCGUGUUGGAGUUCAGAAGCUACAUAAUGCUGAGCAGGUACCUGAUGGUGGAUAGGGGGAGGGAGGCCAAGACCAGUCUGGCCCUGUAUAGAGCUCUCUGUCACUGGAGCUGUCUCUCUCCCUAAGCCCCCAACAUCAGGGCAAGUGCUGUGCUCAGGUAUUGCAUAGUCUGUGGAUGGACUAAGCAGAUACAUUUCAUCUGCUCACACAUUGCCAUGGAGCUUUCUGCUGCUUAUGUCCUUGGCCUGUAUUGGGAGUUUGUGGUACUGUUGUUCCUUGGCAGAGCAUACACUGUGCUGGAAAAUGAACAGCCAUUCAUGAGCCAUAUGGGUGGCCAUUCUCAUAGACAGCUGUUCUAGGAUAACACUGCUGGAUGCUGAAAUCCUCAGUAGAGGCAUGUGCAUGCUACAGGUACCUGUUGUCCAUGGAGUAACUUGUUUUGGCUGACUACACUCGUUUGAUAACCCUACCUUUAAUUCUCCAAGAUUACAGUCUGUCCUGCCAGACUGACAUCUAAGUCCAGGGUUUCUACCUCAGUGGGAUGUGAUACUAAUUGUGCAGCUGCUUUUCAUGCCAAUCUGAGCUAAUGCCCCCUCAAAUCCAGUGCUGACUUCAAACUGGCUUCAGGAAUUCCCAGGGUUAGUCUGAGAGUUUAGAGAGCUCUCAAAUGGGAGCUUUUGCCUCUCAAAAGGCCAAGACAGAUUGUGGCUGUAUUCCAAGCCCUGCAGUGUUGACUAUAUUGCAUAGGGGUUUUAGUAUGUAGAAUUACAAAAUUACAGAAUGGUCUGGGUUGGAAGGGACCUAAAGCUCUUCUAGUUCCAACUCUGCCAUGAGUACGGCCCCCUUCCACUAGACCAGGUUGUCCAAAGCCCCAUUUAAUCCGGUCCUGAACACUACUUCCAGAUGUUAUCUUCCAGCCCUCACAGAGGGUCAGGUGAGGUUUCUGGAGAGAGACUACUUUCAGGUUUGCUUCAUAAGUAGGACUAAAAGUAAAACAAAACCCCCCAAACAGGGAAAGACAGUAUAAAAAACAUGCGCCAGUCUAAGGCUGCUGUGCAAAACGAUGCAUUUAGCACAACGUUGAUACUGUGCCAGAAGCCUGGAGGGAAGGAAUGAACAUGUUGUUUUGCUGGAACAAUGCUCAACACGCUGUAUUCCCAGAGGGGCUUUUACUCCAUCCUUGGCCCAGGCUCCCCUCUCUGCUGGCUUCCCGGCACGAGUCCCCGCCGCCCGGGCGGAGCGCUGCUGCCGGGCCCCGCGGCUGCCCUGCGCGCCCGCGCCUGCAGAGGGCGCCCCGGCAGCGGCGGGCGCUGGGGCGGCACGGUAACCGAGCGCUCGGGCCCGGCCCGCCAGGCUGCCCCCGGGGCUGGGAGCUGGCACCCGUCCUUCCGAACGUGCCGUCUGCUCCGCAGCUGGCCCAGAGCCGUGUUUGCUCCUUGACGGAAUAUCGAGGGACGCGCGGCCUCACUGCCUGCCUGCCUGAUCAAACACGGGGCUCUGUCGUGACUCGGGUUUAAGGCGGCCUGGGGCUGCUGUUCCAGCUCCCCUGCGCUCCCGGUGGGGCGAGGAAGCGGUCUCGGCGUGACGGGCGGAAGGCGCCCCGGCGGCACCGCCCCGCGCGGGCAUGGCGGCGGGCGCGCGGCGGCGGCAGCUCCCGGCCUGGAUGGGGGCGGCGGGGCACGGGCGGGCGGCGGCGGCCCCGUCCCCCAGGGCCGGGCGGCGGCGGGCGGCGGCGGGGCACAGGCCGGCGGCGGUGUACUGCAUGAACGAGGCGGAGCUGGUGGAGGUGGCCCUGGCGGUCCUGGCCGAGAAUCUGCAGUGCGAGGAAGGUGAAGGGAAGGCCCGGUGCAGAAGCGAAGAGGAGCAGGAGAUCCCGCCAACACCAAACGAGAUUCCUGGAAGCACGGCCAACACGGAUGGAAGCAGUGACCACGGUCCGGCACUUCCAUCCCCUCCUGAUGCUGGUGCUGACGCAGAAAGGACAGGCAGGGAGAACUCUGAGGACGAUGUCAUGAAAUACGUCAGGGAGAUAUUUUUCAGCUAGCAUCUCUGACUUUCCUGGAGAACAGGGCACAAUGGGCACGGUGUCUCCUCCCGCGGCCCUGGAAACGGUGGGAGGAGGGCCUGGAGGGGGCUGUGAAUCCAUCUGCUGUGUUGGUGCCCUGUGUAUGCUGGUAGGAUACCCAGGAAGGCCAGAGGGAGAAAGGAAGGAGGUACUCAGUUCUUCCACUCUGUGCUGGGCUCGGUGGGAUUUGGCUCCAGAUUAGGAGGUGUUCAUUUCUGUUUCACAUUUCAGAGCAUGGACAGAUAAAAGAGGACAUUUGGGUUUCUGUGAGUAUCCCUUUGCUGGGUUAGUGUUGGGCAUGGAGGGGAGCAGGGAGCUGCUGACCUGGAAGACAGGCUGACCUUUGCUGGCAGAGCUACUUGGUCAUGGUUCAGCCUUGGGGGCUCCCUUGUCCUUGUGGUCCCUCUGUCACAGCUGCAGUGGCGCCUGUGACAGCCUGGCAGGCUGUUCCCAUUGGGCCUGGUGCUGAGUUUGCCUCUAGGCUCCAGCAGUCUUCCCAAUGGUGAGGAGCAUCUGCAGGAGCAGACUGGCAUGGGCUGGGACUGCCCUGAGGGGCUGACCCCGUGGUAGCGUGCAUGGAGGUCUAGGAAGGGAUGAAGAUGGCUCAGUAUCCUCUUCCCAAUCCAAUAAAAGGACAAACAAACCACAUGAGGCCAGCUGUGAGAGCAUGUAUUGAAAUGAAGAAUCGGCCAAAUCAGCAUCACCAGCCUCAUCCCCACCAAGGCUGAAGCAAGAGAAAGCAGACCCUCAUGUCCCUUAAAAGAAAUUCACUCAACUGCAAAGAAUAUUACUGUUAAGCAAGCAUUAUUUAUUUAAGUUCUCCCAGGCACUGGAUGAAUUGAUGCAGCAUAUACUUACUAGGCUGUUACAUCUUCACUACACAGAAAAAUCAAUAACAUAAAACGCCUAUUUUGAAAAAUGAA